AUGGACAAGAAGAUCGUCCUCAUCACCGGCGCCAACACCGGGCUGGGCUACCAGAUGGUCCGCGCUCUCUGCGACUCUGCUCAAGCCUAUGAAAUCCUCGUGGGCGGGCGCUCGAUUGAAAAGGCCAAACAGGCAGCCAAGGAUGUCCUCGUUGAGUUCCCCUCGACAAAGAGCACUCCUGUCGCCAUCCAGGUAGAUGUGGAGAGCGACGACUCCAUCCAGGCUGCCUUUGAGACCGUACAGUCCAAGUAUGGUCGCCUUGAUGCUCUGGUGAACAACGCAGGCGCCAUGUUUGACACAGAAGGCGGCCUGUCUCUCCGCCAGGCCUGGGCCAAGAGCUGGGACGUCAACACCGCUGGCACCCAUAUAAUGACACUGACAUUCGUCCCCCUUCUGCUCAAGUCCUCGGACCCCAGGCUGCUGUUCUUGGCUAGCGGGACAUCAUCUCUCGAGAACGCCGAGAAGCAGAUUCUGCCUAUCGACCAAUUCCCGCCCAAGGGCUGGCCUAAGAAUGCUCCCAACAUGGCCGCCUACCGAUCAUCCAAGGCUGGCAUGAACAUGAUGAUGAGGGAUUGGGCGAGGUUGCUGCACAAUGAUGGCGUCAAAGUCUGGGCGCUGUCACCCGGUUAUCUGGCGUCUGGGCUGGGCAAAGGCAGCGAACAUAACAAGAGCCAAGGCGCUCAAGAUCCAGUUGUUGCUGGGCCGUUUGUGCGGGAGGUGCUGGAGGGCAAACGAGAUGGCCAUGUAGGAAAGGUCAUUCUGAGGGACGGCAAGAUCCAGCCGUGGUAA
Clonostachys rhizophaga is the source of this 789-nucleotide messenger RNA. The record is from the annotation of a GenBank genome assembly. NCBI's taxonomy places the organism in Eukaryota, Fungi, Ascomycota, Sordariomycetes, Hypocreales, Bionectriaceae.